Messenger RNA from Diachasma alloeum, 1419 nucleotides. RefSeq lists its product as uncharacterized. Bases 1 to 1419 code for a protein of 472 amino acids. The transcript is spliced from 3 exons. Gene Ontology annotation, biological process: proteolysis; DNA integration. Gene Ontology annotation, molecular function: nucleic acid binding; aspartic-type endopeptidase activity. The record is from RefSeq and is a predicted model, not a curated record. NCBI's taxonomy places the organism in Eukaryota, Metazoa, Arthropoda, Insecta, Hymenoptera, Braconidae.
AUGACCCGAGUUACAGUGAAAUCACCACGAGGAUUCUCCAGCAGAGCCAGAGUCCUCAUCGAUCAGGGAUCAGAGGUGUCAUUCAUCUCAGAAAACCUAGUAAAUCAACUGCACUUGCCCAGGAAAUCAACAACGUUGAAAUUAAUCGGAAUUGGAGGAGUUAAUUCCGGCAGCACGAGAGGAUUGGUAUCAGUUGCACUUCAGGCAAUCAACGGAAAACAACAGGUUCAGAUCAGCGCCCACAUAUUGAAAAGACUCACCGCAAUUCUACCAUCGUUCUCAUGUGCCUCAGCGAACAUCAGUUCAUUAGAAAAUCUUCAGCUAGCAGAUCAGCAGUAUCUCAAGCCCGGACCAAUCGAUAUCAUCAUAGGGGCUGACAACUACGGGCGAAUCAUCAGAGAUGAAGUUGUCAAGUCCAAGCAGUCAAAAGUCGUCGGCCAACGCACAGUCUUUGUGUUCGUGUGCUUCACCACGUCAGCAGUUCACCUAGAGCUCGUCAACAGGCAAACCACAGAAGCCUUCCUCGGAGCUUACAAGAGAUUCACCGGAAGACGAGGUAUUCCAGCAGUCAUGUACAGUGACAACGCCACCACCUUCGUCGGAGCAGCAGAUCAACUCGAAAGGCUCUAUCACCAAGCAUCUAAAGAAAAUCAACGUGUUCAGGCUGCUCUCGCCACCAAUGGCACUCAGUGGAGCUUCUCACCACCUAGAGCACCCCAUUUUGGUGGCAAAUGGGAAGCAGCAGUAAAAUCAACGAAGCAUCACCUCAAGAGAGUCCUGGGAACGACAACGCUAACAUUUGAGGAACUCAACACAGUCUUAGUUCAGAUUGAAGCCUGCCUAAACUCCAGGCCAAUCUGUCCGAUGUCAGACGACCCAGAAGAUCUUCAGGUUCUCACCUCAGGACACUUUUUAAUCGGCGAGCCUCUACAGAUAGUACCAGAGUCAUCCUACGUCGACGAGAAUCCCCUCAAGAUGAGGAGAUGGAACCUCGUGACUCGGAUAGUUCAACAGUUCUGGUCCAGGUGGUCCAAAGAGUGUCUCCAACGAUACCAGGCUAUCUACAAGUGGAAGACACGCCAGCAGAACAUCGAGGUUGGUAACAUGGUGCUGAUGGUCGACGAUAACCUUCCACCAGCCCAGUGGCCAAUCGCCAGAGUCAUCGCGACUAGACCAGGAGCAGAUGGGCUCACCAGAGUAGCCACAGUCAGAACGAGCAAAGCAGAAGUCGGCAGACAUCAAGAUGGGUCGCCUAAUCUCCAGAACAUCACAGCAGCCCACUCGGUGUUUGACAGACCAAUCACCAAGCUCUGUCUGCUUCCUAUAGACCCACCUACACCAGAACAACCUCCAGAAGAAGAUCACCCAGAUGAUGAAGACGAUCAACAGCAAGGGGACAUCCAGGAACUGCAGGACUGA